CUUGUGUUGAAGAAAGUCAUCUACCUACUGCGAUACGAAUUUUGUGUUUUAUUUGUGAAAAUCCUUAUCAUUUUCUACACAAACUUACUGACGAGCACGCCGCGCCUCUGCCGUUGAUAAGUCUAUUCGACUCCACAGCGCAACGUCACUGCAAACCUUUAAAUAUCCGCUGUUAUCGGCCGUCUCUAGACGUGUUUCGUAAACACAUAUUUUAAUUAGUUUUCAGUGAUAAUUGCUUCGUGCAAUCUGCAUACAAGUGUUCAGACUAUAUAAUUUCUUUAUAAUAUACCGCUAAGUGUUAAUUAAGAGUAAUUAGUAUCAAUUUAACCGAGACAAGUGCACCGAAGACUGGUUUUAGAAUGUCGGUGCUAAAUAACUUCACUGUCCUUAUCACGAGGAGUCUUCGUGGCCGCUUCAAGCAAAGGAAGGAGAUGCGAGACGCCUUCCUGCCCAGGGUCCUGAGCAGGCCGGAGAGCACACACGCGGAUAAACCACAGCUGGACAUGCAGAAAUGUCUCAUUGUGUCCAAAGUCACCAGAUACGAGUAUGAAAAACACAGCCUCAACAACAUCUCCGACUCGGAACUCGAGCGUAUACUCCGCGCUCGCGGCUCCGACUACUCGGCGCUGGUGUCCACGCACAGAGAACAGAAGGAAUUUGAGAACACGGUGGCUAAGCAUCUGCAGGAUAUGGGGCUGGAAGUCAAGAUGGCUAGCCGGCUCACAUACAACGACGAUCUGCUCAAGUGGUGCGACGUGGUCAUCCCGUGUGGAGGUGACGGCACAUUCCUGCUAGCUGCCUCUAGAGUGAGAGACGCUAAUAAGCCAGUGAUAGGCUUCAACAGCGCCCCGCACAAGUCUGUGGGCCGCCUCUGCCUGCCCACCUGGUGCUCCAACGACAUUCGAGGCGCGUUGAAGGCACUUAAAGAGGGCAGGUUCAGCUGGAUGCGGCGCACACGCAUCCGUACGACUGUCACUUGCGACCCGAACAGUUUGGACUCCAUUACGCCGGUUGAUUUGCACACGUUGCAUUAUAGCAGAUACCAGCAAGUGUCCCAGUCGCACGACGGGCACGACUCGCCGGCGACUCACCCCGCCCCGUCGUUCGAGUGCCAGCCGGACGACACUAACAGAACGGACCUGCCUAAGAAGGUUCUGCCGUUUUUGGCGUUGAAUGAGGUGUUCAUAGGCGAGAGCGUGACAUCCCGCGUCUCUCUGCUCCGCCUGCAAAUAGACCGCGGCCAGUGGACACACACCAAGAGUUCAGGCCUGUGUGUCACCACCGGCACUGGGAGCACUUCUUGGCACUUCAGCAUAAACUGCCUCCGGAGCCACUCAGUCCUGGAGCUGAUGAAGACGCUCAGCUCGGAGUUCCACACGCAGCUGGACACCACCCUGGAGAGCGCGCGCCGCGUCGCAGAGAAAUACAACCAGAAACUCAUGUUCGCUGCAGAUUCACCAAAGCUGGCCUAUUCGGUUCGUGAGUACAUAACGUUUGAAGACUGGCCGACGCCGCGCGGGCUGCGAGUGCGCGACUUCGCGACGUGUGUGAGGGUCAAGUCACACUGCAUUGACGCAGGUCUAGUGAUAGACGGCAGUGUGUCGUUCCCGUUCAACGACGGAACAGAAGCCCUACUUGAAGUGCACCCUGAAGACGCCCUCAUGACCGUACAGAUGGACGAAAACUUACCGCACCAUUGACAUAGAUAGAUGUAGCAAGUAAGCGUAAACUGUAGUGUAUAGAUAACAAUAGAGAUAAGUACGUACCUAAAGUCUGUUUUUUUACUCUCUGAUACCUGCUUAAUUGACAGAUUCUGAAUGGUUCACCAACAGUCGACUGUCCCGCGAUCGUGACAUAUCGUUCUAUUGGUGGGACAAUCGACUGUUGAUGAACCGUUCAGAAUCUGUCAAUUUAGUAUCUGCGAUUAAAACACAGGCUUUAGAAUAAAAUGACCACUGUUCAUCACAAGCAAUAAUGACCAUUAUUGACUUGUAUCGACGAAGUCUCGAUGGUACCUACUAUUUUUCUAUAAUUUGGUCUAAAUUUCACGUGCUUUAACGACAGCAUAAUUAGAAUUAUAGAGUUAUAUCGUCGGUAUAUAACAUAUAAUUUGCGCCAGUGAUUAUUCUUGUCUAUUUAUACAAUUCUGUCUAUUUAUGUAUACUUAGCUAUUUAUUUGUA
Molecule: messenger RNA, 2181 nt
Organism: Plutella xylostella (diamondback moth)
Lineage: Eukaryota; Metazoa; Arthropoda; Insecta; Lepidoptera; Plutellidae
Source: RefSeq, a predicted model, not a curated record